AUGACAGAACAGAAGAGAUUUGGACAGAUCCGCGAGAGAAACACCACCCAUGAACGUGCCCUGUUCGCGGCAGGCAUCGCGAUCCACGAGAUCGUGGCGUUGAUUGGCAUCGUCACGUAUCGCAACGAGAGCUUUGACUUCGCGUGGAACUUCUACUGCAUGAAGACCCACUCCGUCACGAUGAAGUGCGUGAUGCUCGACAUGCAGGGCAACCAGGCAGGGAUCCACGCCUAUGACGAGCUCUGGGCAGCGCUCGAAGAACUGACCGUCAGGCUGCUUUUUCAACUCAGGAUGGCGAUCCGCGUCAAGGCGAUGGCGCCGAUCACCUUUGAGGAAGACCAGACUGCCGAUCUCGAACCGGCCGAGGACCUGCAAAAAGCCAGGGUCUACCUCGCGCGCAUCAGAGAGCCGCUCGUGAACUCGGGCAGCCUCAAAUCAAAAGAAGCAGAUAACCUGGAGGUCUUGCUCUCCGCGUCCAUGACAGAGUGGCUCAAACGAGCUUUCGGAGAGGGCAUGGCCAAGGCUCUCGUCAGGUUGAACCCAGCCGACAUCGAUGCGCAAGGCGUCCUCGUUUCGAAGAUGCUCGAGUCGUCACUCUACGAAAGCGACGAGCAGCCCAACGUGACACGAGACAUGAAAGCACUCACCAUCAAGGAACCCUGGGCGUCGGCCAUCGUGCAUGGCACCAAGAACAUCGAGAACCGCACCUGGCUACGGGAGAACAUGAUCGGAGAGGUCAUCGCGAUUCACGCCUCGAAGACGAGCGCCGACGAACUCUCUUACGAGAUUUGUCGGGACAUCGCGCAUUGCUUCCCCGAGGGGCCACAUGAUCCCGCGCUCGAGGCGCCGGGGUGCAUCAUCGGGACGGCGAGGAUCGUCUCCAUCCUCAGCGAGGGCGAUGAGGAGGACUGGAUCGACCCCGCGCUCUGGCCAUGGUUCGAGGGUCCCUAUGGGUACGUGCUCGACGAGAUCGAGGCGCUCGCCAAGCCGAUCCCGUGCAAGGGCGCGCUGGGCUUCUGGGAGGUCGACGCCAACGUCCUGGCCGAGAUGCAGGGUACGCCGGUCGCUGUGGCUGGGGAGCGUACGCGCGUCGUGUGCAAGACAGACGAAAGCUACACCGUGCGCAUCACGCGCGGCACCUACAAGCACCCGAACAAGUGGGGCAACCCGCACCGGCUCGCGUCGCGCGCGCCGAUCCAUGAGGUCGAGUGCCUGCUCGCGCACGCCAGGCACCUGGAGUCGAGCGGAUUGAUCGACGAGGUGCACGAGCUGCGAGGCGAGGUCCUGGGGUGUGUCUGCGCGCCGAAGCGAUGCCACGGGGACACGCUUGCGAGCCGAGAGGAAGCGAUCACCGAAGCGCUCUUCGCGCUCGUGCGUGAUGGGUGGCUCGAGGAAGACACAGGUUUUCUCAAGGUGGACCUCGGGAGACAGGGAGAGCCAGCUACGCAUGCCAAGUUUGCCGGCGACCUGUCCUCGAUCAUCGAGUCGCGCCUCCUCGAUGAUCCGCCUGAAGGGGCAGAGCACCCUCACACACCGGAACAAGCCAGGCGCCUCGAUGAGAUGAUCCAGACCACGGUCGCGCAGUGGGAGAAGCAAGAGGGCAUCGACCUUGGCUGGUACGAUGUCGUGGAGCGCGAGACGGUCAUCGCCAAGGUGUGGUGCAAGGAUGGCAGGCUCGAGCACUGGGAGGAGACUUACUCCGGGACUGUGAGCGUCGACGCAGCUCACACGACUAUUUGCGGCAUCGACGCGCAGAUCGCCGGUGGUGGCGCGGUGCUCUUUGAUUGCCCGCUCCCGAUCAGCGCGCUCGCCGAAUUGAGCGUGGAGUAUCCAGGCCAUGUCUUUGAUACAGGGCUCGCGCAUGCGUACGGCGUGCGCUUCUUCUUCGCCUUCGAGGUCGUGGCCAACGAGCACCGCGAACAGGUCGCGCGAAAGCUCGAGCAGCGCUGGUCUGAUCCCAUCGAGCGUUGGCCGCGCGGUACGAGCACCGGGAAAUCCUCGAUGACACUCUACAAGACGUUGCGUGAGGAGAAUUGCACCAUGAGCACGGGAACAAAGAUCGAAUGGACGGACGAGACCUGGAACCCGACGCGCGGCUGUCGGCGCGUGUCUGAGGGAUGCCGCAACUGCUACGCCGAGGUCACGGCGGCGCGUUGGUGUGGCGAGGGCAUGCCAUACGAAGGGGUCGCGAAAAUGACCGAGAAGGGAGCUCGCUGGACAGGGGAGGGGAUGUUCGUGGCGUCGGCGCUCGAUGAUCCGCUUCGCUGGACGCGCCCGAGGCUCAUUUUCGUGAACUCGAUGUCGGAUCUGUUCUUCGACGCUUUUAGCUUCGAGCAGAUCGCGGCCAUCUUCGGCGUCAUGGCAGGCGCCACGAAACACACCUUCCAGGUCCUCACGAAGCGACCGUCGCGCGCCAGGGAGUUCUUCGAUUGGCUCGCGGCGGAGUGCUACGAGGGCUUCAAGGAGGUGCGCACCACACAAGGUGUGCUCGAGCUCCACGCCAACGCGAUGCUCGAAGAGGCCGGGAGCAAGAAGCGCGUCGAACUCGAGGCUGUGUCCUGGCCAAUCCCCAACGUCUGGCUCGGGGUAUCCGCCGAGAAUCAGGACACCGCGACCUCGCGCAUCCCUGUCCUCCUCGAGCUCGAAGCGGCGGCGCGGUUUGUCUCGGCGGAGCCCUUGCUCGGUCCCAUCACCUUCGACGAGCUGAUACUCGAAGACGAGACCAUCCUCGAUGCGGCUCGCGGCGUGCGGCACUGGGAGAGCGGCGCGAAGCAGCGCGUGGACGCUCUGGACUGGAUCAUCGUCGGCGGGGAGAGCGGCCACGGGGCGCGCGCCAUGGAUCUGUCCUGGGUCGAGAGCAUCGUGGACCAGCUCGAGGACACCGAGGUCGCGUUGUUCGUGAAGCAGAUGGGCGGUGUCUGGGCCAAGGCUUCAGACACCUCGUCCUCGAAGGGCGGGGACAUGGAGGACUGGCCCGCGCAUCUGCGAGUGCGCCAGUUCCCAGGAGAAGAGAAAGAAGAAGAGGGGGAGGAGGCAAGCGAGGUCUCGGGAGCACAGGACUAUGGCCCAAGCGAAGAGACGCUCGAGGCACUCCAAGACGAGAUGAUUCGCGCGCGCAACAAGACGCCCACCAACUACAUGCUCCUCGAAGCGCUCCAGGAAGAGGUCGGCGAGCUCGCCACGGAUAUCCUCGGCAAGAAGGAUACGUUCCGCGCCGAGGCGCUCCAGGUCGCCUGUGUCGCCUUGAGGAUCUACGAGGAGGGGUGCAGCCCGCCGCUCAAGGGAGACAAGGGGCUCUACGCCAUCAUGGAGCUUAUCGGGAGGCUCGCGCAGUUCUCCGAGGAUUCGGGGGAGCAACACGAGGACUUCGAGAUCCUCUACGACAUCAUCAAGGCUCGCGUGGACUACCGCUGGGGUCCCGAUUUUCAGGGCGGCGCGUACGAUCUACACGAACAAACAAAUCGAAUCGACAUCUCAGAAUCAUGA
This is a messenger RNA of Ostreobium quekettii, 3486 nucleotides long. The record is from the annotation of a GenBank genome assembly. NCBI's taxonomy places the organism in Eukaryota, Viridiplantae, Chlorophyta, Ulvophyceae, Bryopsidales, Ostreobiaceae.